Cricetulus griseus (Chinese hamster) is the source of this 432-nucleotide messenger RNA. Lineage: Eukaryota; Metazoa; Chordata; Mammalia; Rodentia; Cricetidae. The record is from RefSeq and is a predicted model, not a curated record.
UGAAAAAUGCAGACCACCAAGGCAUUGCUUAUUACUCCAGUUCUGAUCUGCUCCUGUACCAGGGGUCUAAUCAGGCCUUUGUCUGCCUCCCUCUUGAGUAGACCAGAAGCCCCAUCUAACCAGCCUUCCUGCAGCAGCUCCCCUCUCCAGGUGGCCAGAUGGGAAUUCCAGACCAGUGUUGUUUCUCGGGACAUUGACACAGCUGCCAAGUUCAUUGUUGCUGGGGCUGCCACAGUUGGUGUGGCUGGAUCAGGGGCUGGCAUUGGAACAGUAUUUGGUAGCUUGAUUAUUAGCUAUGCCAGGAACCCAUCUCUCAAGCAACAGCUCUUCUCCUAUGUCAUUCUGGGCUUUGUCCUGUCUGAGACCAUGGGGCUCUUCUGUUUGAUGGUCGCCUUCCUCAUCCUCUUCGCCAUGUGAGGCUCCAUAGGGUCA